Saccostrea cuccullata (small rock oyster) is the source of this 472-nucleotide messenger RNA. Its product is annotated as MAM domain-containing glycosylphosphatidylinositol anchor protein 1-like. The record is from RefSeq and is a predicted model, not a curated record. The transcript is spliced from 3 exons. Lineage: Eukaryota; Metazoa; Mollusca; Bivalvia; Ostreida; Ostreidae. The annotation marks the transcript as partial. Gene Ontology annotation, cellular component: membrane.
GGAGCUACACCUUCUACUAGGACAGGACCGAGCCGUGCUGCUUCAGGGAAUUACUACAAGUUUACAGAAUCAUCAUCACCACGGUCCCGAGGCGACGAGGCUAGCUUGGAAAGUAACGUUAAUUUUCAAGCUGGAACUUAUUGUCUGACACUAGCAAUUUCCAUGUAUGGAAAUCAUAUUGGAUCCUUGGAGAUUUUGACAAAGGAAGGAACUAGUGCUGAAGUAAGGCAUAAAAUCUACAGUGGAAACCAGGGGAGAAAUUGGUUUAAUUAUUCAAAGGAACUCACCCUCACGCCUUUAUCAAAGAUCAUCAUCAGAACCAAAGUUGGCGGGAACAGAAGAAGAAGCUUUAAAGGAGACAUUGCUGUAGAUAACAUUGUACUGGAAAAUGGAGCUUGUAUCUAAUGACGAAUGGAUCGGGUGUGACGCGCACUAAUGGAUCGUGAACAGACGAAUCAUGAAUUGCCCCUUU